GGGUGGGUGGGGGGGAGCCCAGCCUUUAAAAACCACGCGGCCCCGCGUCCAGCACUGUCAGCUGUGGAGAGAACCGCGGUGCCCAUGGAGAAGAGCACAGUGCUGAUCACCGGCUGCUCCUCGGGCAUCGGGCUGGGGCUGGCAGUGCGCUUGGCGGCCGACGAUUCCCGCAGGUUCAAAGUGUUUGCCACUAUGCGUGACCUGGCCAAGGGUGAGCAGCUGCUGGAGCGUCUGGGGGGCCGCUGCCCCGACACGCUGGAGCUGCUGCAGCUGGACGUCACCGACCCGCACUCGCUGGCUGCGGCUGUGCGCUGCAUGCAGGGGCAGCACCCGGACGUGUUGGUGUGCAACGCAGGGGUGGGUUUGAUGGCCCCCCUGGAGAUGUGCUCGGAGCAGGCCAUGAGAGCAGUGUUCGAGGUGAACGUCUUCGGCACCGCACGCACCAUUCAGGCCUUCCUGCCCGCCAUGAAGCGCCGCCGCAGCGGGCGCAUCCUCGUGUCCAGCAGUGUCGGGGGGCUGCAAGGGGUGCCCUUCAAUGCCGUGUACUGCGCCAGCAAGUUCGCGCUGGAGGGGCUGUGCGAGAGCCUGGCCAUCGUUCUGCGGCCCUUCAACAUCCACAUGACGCUGGUGGAGUGCGGCCCGGUGCACACCGCCUUCAUGGACAACGCGCGGCGCGCCGACCCUGAGGGCCACGAGCUGCGGGCGCUGGACGCUGAGACGCAGCAGCUGUACCGCCGCUACCUGCAGCACUGCGCGCAGCUGUUCCUCGACGCCGCCCAGGAGGUGGACGAGGUCCUGCAGGUGUUCCUGGAGGCCAUCGCCGCCCCGCGACCGCCGCUGCGCUGCAUCACCGCGCGGCUCCCGGCCCCGCUGGCGCGGCUGAGGCCAGGCGGCCCCGACGGCGCUGACUAUGUGCGGGCCAUGCACGACUUCGUCUUCGGCCCCGGUGAAGCCACCGAGGGGCAACCGUGAGCGCGGCCCCGGGAUGGCCCCGGCAAUAAAGCCUCGUGCCCGCGGCUGCGGUCUGGCCUCUUGCUGAGGGGCGGGGAUCGGGCACGGGGGGACGGCACCGGGACCGGGGGGGGUGGCAUCGGAGCUGUCGAAUGAGCGCUCCCGGAUCCGGGGCCCCACAAUCCCGGCCAGCCU
Messenger RNA from Tympanuchus pallidicinctus (lesser prairie-chicken), 1146 nucleotides. It is a transcript of the gene HSD17B1, whose product is annotated as hydroxysteroid 17-beta dehydrogenase 1. Gene Ontology annotation, biological process: estrogen biosynthetic process. Gene Ontology annotation, cellular component: cytoplasm. The record is from RefSeq and is a predicted model, not a curated record. The transcript has 6 exons. Gene Ontology annotation, molecular function: estradiol 17-beta-dehydrogenase [NAD(P)+] activity. Lineage: Eukaryota; Metazoa; Chordata; Aves; Galliformes; Phasianidae. Bases 85 to 972 code for a protein of 295 amino acids.